CCCAACCCCGACCCUCUCCGAUGGCCACCGCCACCGCCACGGCGACCGCCGCCGCCGCCGCCGCGUCCUCCUCGCGCCUCCCCUUCCGCCGCGCCGCCUCCUCCUCCUCCUCCUCGCAGCUCCGCCUCCCCGCGGUGCCUCCUCCCCACCGCGCCUCCUUCGCCGUCGUCGCCCUCCACAAGCGCAACCCCAAGCGGCUCAAGUACGCCUCCCAGCGCCAGUUCACGAGAGGGGAUGCCGGGAUGCUGCGGGUGCAGGUGGAGCCAUCCGGCGAGGACGCGUGGAAGCUGGAGCCCGUCGUCGAACUCAUCAACCGCGGCGCCGUCGGCAUCAUCCCUACCGACACCGUCUACUCCAUCGUCUGUGAUCUCAGUAACAAUGACUCUGUCGAGCGCCUUCGCAGGAUCAAAGGCAUUGGAGAUUCAAAGCCUCUCAGCAUCUUGUGCCGCUCGCUACGAGACAUUGAUACCUACACAACCGGAUUUCCUCGAGGCACUAACCAAGGGCAAGCUAACAUAUUUCGUGCUGUCAAGCGUGUAAUACCUGGGCCUUACACCUUUAUUUUACCUGCAACCAAGGAAUUGCCCAAACAAUGCAUAAGGCAUGGAUCAUCUACUAGGUACGCGAAAAGGAGGCAGGUUGGUGUCCGACUUCCAGAUGACCCCAUAUGUGAAGCAAUAUUGCAAAAUCUUGAUGAGCCUUUGAUCUGCACAAGUGUCAAAUCUCUGUCAGAGGAUGAAUGGAUACUUGACCCGGUUAUCAUUGCUGAUAUAUAUGAGCAACAGGGCCUUGAUUUCAUUGUCGAUGGAGGUACUAGAAUUGCUGACCCGUCUACUGUGGUUGAUAUGACGGGAAGCUACCCUACCAUCAUUCGUCAGGGAAAGGGCCCUAAGCUAGAUUGGAUGGUAGCGGAAGAUGAGGAACAAGAGUCGCGACCAACAUUUGCGUAUAAAGCAGCUUGAGUCACUCUUCGGCUGUCCUAUCAUAGGAGGUUGUAAACUUGUAAUUACUUCACCAGAGCCUGGUCUUUUGACUCCUGAAUCUGCUACUCUCAGCUAGACCAGUAUAUAUACUACAUGUUGUAAAUAUGCCAGGGAAUGUAACCAGGAAUCGACAUAGUUCACCAGAUUAUUUUCAGUUCACUGAGCCUCAAUUUUUCGUUUUGUCA
Messenger RNA from Oryza sativa Japonica Group (Japanese rice), 1168 nucleotides. RefSeq lists its product as uncharacterized. Lineage: Eukaryota; Viridiplantae; Streptophyta; Magnoliopsida; Poales; Poaceae. The record is from RefSeq and is a predicted model, not a curated record. Gene Ontology annotation, molecular function: double-stranded RNA binding.